UCGACUGUCAUUUGACGCCAAACGCGCGUCGCACGCACAACGCUCGAGAUUCCCCCCGAUUUCAGUGUCUAUAUAUAUUUCUACACGAUAUAUUCAAGUCUUGGCCGAUCUUCGUUGUGUGGAGGAGCAUUAAGAAAUGGUGAAUCAUAUAGCGCUCCUGCUCCUGGGAGUGAUAUGUUCCUGGCCAAUUGCAACGCUGGCCAGUGAUCAGCCCUCUCGAAUUGUCUGCUACUUUAGCAACUGGGCAGUGUAUCGACCUGGAAUCGGACGCUAUGGAUUGGAGGAUGUGCCUGCCAACCUGUGCACUCAUCUGAUUUACUCCUUCAUCGGUGUCAGCGACAAGAGCUGGGAUGUCCUGGUGAUCGAUCCUGACUUGGAUGUCGAUCAAGAGGGCUUCAGUAAGUUCACACAAUUGAAAAAGAGCCAUCCCAAUCUGAAACUGCAGGUGGCAGUGGGUGGCUGGGCCGAAGGUGGCUCAAAGUACUCCCAAAUGGUGGCUGUUCGAGAUCGCCGCCAGAGUUUCAUACGUAGUGUGGUACGCUUCAUGAAACAGUACAACUUCGAUGGAUUCGAUUUGGACUGGGAGUAUCCGGGAGCCACGGAUCGCGGUGGCUCCUUUGGGGAUAAGGACAAGUUCUUGUAUUUUGUUCAGGAGUUGCGACGAGCCUUCGAUCGCGAGGGUCGAGGAUGGGAGAUCACCAUGGCUGUGCCGGUGGCCAAAUUCCGGCUACAAGAGGGCUACCAUGUCCCGGAAUUGUGCGAAUUGCUGGAUGCCAUUCACGCCAUGACCUAUGACCUGCGGGGAAAUUGGGCCGGAUUCGCCGACGUGCACAGUCCGCUGUACAAGCGAAAACACGACCAAUACGCAUACGAACGGCUGAAUGUGAACGACGGCCUUGCAUUGUGGGAGGAGAUGGGCUGCCCGGCCAACAAGCUGGUGGUGGGCGUCCCGUUCUACGGCCGUACCUUCACGCUGAGCAAAUCGAACAAGAACUACAACAUGGGCACCUACAUCAACAAGGAGGCGGGUGGCGGAGCUCCGGGUCCUUAUACCAAUGCCAGCGGCUUCCUGGCCUACUACGAAAUUUGUACGGAGGUGAUGGACAAGUCGAAAGGAUGGACCGUGGAGUGGGACGACGCCGGAAUGGUGCCCUUUACCUACAAGGACACCCAGUGGGUGGGCUACGAAAAUGAGGCGUCCGUCCAGAUCAAGAUGGACUACAUCAAACAGAAAGGUUACGCCGGCGCCAUGACGUGGGCCAUCGAUAUGGAUGACUUCCAUGGAAUGUGCGGCAAGAAGAACGGCUUGAUGCAGAUCCUCUACGAUAACAUGAGGAGCUAUCGCGUUCCGGAACCAACAAGGGAGACAACACCGAGGCCCGAGUGGGCAAAGCCGCCAGCAACUCCUCCAAAUCCGGAUGAGGGUCAAUUAGUCCAGACUGAACCAACGACGACCACCACAAAGAGGCCAAAGCCAAAGCCCAAGCCAACUUCGAGCCUAGUAAGCCCAACAUCUGGACCUGUGCCAACCGUGGGUAGCACAACCCAAAAACCAACCACAAAGAAACCUAAAAAGCCCAAGAAGACAACCACCAGCACCACCACAACAACAACUCCUGCUCCGGAAAAAAAUACUGAAGAGCCCUUGGAAGUUGUAGAUCCCGCACAGCCAAUGGAACCCCAGUUUGAUCCCAACGAAAUCGAUUGCACCAACCGAGACUUUGUGCCACAUCCCAAUUGUCGAAAGUACUUCCGGUGUGUCCAUGGCAAGCCCGUGGAAUUCGAGUGCAAGGAGGGAACGGCCUUCCACACGGUCCUGAAUGUCUGCGAUUGGAUUGAGAAUAGCGAUCGCUACUACUGCACCCGCACGAAGAAGAAGCAAGAGGGUAACGAGGCCCACUAACUGUCCCAAAAUACAUAUUUCUAAAUUAUUUAAAACUCAAAAUCUAGCAUAAGGUGGGAAAAUCUUUAUUUACACUUAGAAGUAGGUGUCUAAGUAUUUUAAUUUAAUAGCAUUGUAGAGACUUAAAGUUGAUCGAGACGAAAGCAAUAAAAAUAAAUAUGACUUUAAAAACCAA
Molecule: messenger RNA, 2078 nt
Organism: Drosophila elegans
Lineage: Eukaryota; Metazoa; Arthropoda; Insecta; Diptera; Drosophilidae
Product: endochitinase
Exons: 7
Coding region: 137-1903 (588 amino acids)
Biological process (GO): chitin catabolic process; carbohydrate metabolic process
Cellular component (GO): extracellular region
Molecular function (GO): chitin binding; chitinase activity
Source: RefSeq, a predicted model, not a curated record